Messenger RNA from Emericellopsis cladophorae, 582 nucleotides. Its product is annotated as Peptidyl-prolyl cis-trans isomerase. Gene Ontology annotation, molecular function: peptidyl-prolyl cis-trans isomerase activity. The coding region runs from base 1 to 582 and encodes 193 amino acids. NCBI's taxonomy places the organism in Eukaryota, Fungi, Ascomycota, Sordariomycetes, Hypocreales, Bionectriaceae. The transcript is spliced from 5 exons. The record is from RefSeq and is a predicted model, not a curated record. Gene Ontology annotation, biological process: protein folding; protein peptidyl-prolyl isomerization.
AUGAGCGACUCGAAGCCUCUGCAGGAGAAGACUGGCGGCAAGCCCCCGGUCUUCUUCGAGAUCUCUUGGGAGGGCCCAGUCAUGCAGGGUGGACAGCCCACCUCUCAGGUCAAGGAGCAGACUGGCACGAUCAAGUUCCACCUGUACGACGCCAUCGUCCCCAAGACUACCGAGAACUUCCGCGCUCUCUGCACCGGCGAGAAGGGCUUCGGCUACCAGGGCUCUUCCUUCCACCGCAUUAUCCCCGACUUCAUGCUCCAGGGCGGUGACUUCACCCGUGGUAACGGCACUGGUGGCAAGUCCAUCUACGGUGAGAAGUUUGCCGACGAGAACUUCCAGCUCAACCACGUCAAGCCCGGUCUUCUGUCAAUGGCCAACGCCGGCCCCAACACGAACGGCUCCCAAUUCUUCAUCACCACCGUCGUCACCUCAUGGUUGAACGGUCGCCACGUCGUCUUCGGCGAGGUCGACCAGGAGGACGGCUCUAUGGACGUCGUUCAGGCGCUCGAGGCCACUGGCUCCGGCUCCGGUGCCGUCAAGUACGGCAAGCGCCCCACUAUCGUGAAGUCUGGCCUUGCCUAG